Molecule: messenger RNA, 3354 nt
Organism: Thalassophryne amazonica
Lineage: Eukaryota; Metazoa; Chordata; Actinopteri; Batrachoidiformes; Batrachoididae
Product: guanine nucleotide-binding protein G(I)/G(S)/G(T) subunit beta-1
Exons: 11
Coding region: 409-1431 (340 amino acids)
Biological process (GO): G protein-coupled receptor signaling pathway
Cellular component (GO): cytoplasm; heterotrimeric G-protein complex
Molecular function (GO): signaling receptor complex adaptor activity; protein binding
Source: RefSeq, a predicted model, not a curated record
GUUUCCCGGAGCCGAGAGCAGGGUUACCGCGCCCAUCUCCGCUGUUUGAUGGCCGCAGGAAGACACGAUUGAGGUGCGGGCGUCAAGGCACAAAAACCUGGGACCACGACGGUGACGACGAUCCGAGAGGAUUUUGUUUUCAGACGGAAGUUACACCGAGUGGGAGGAAGGCAGAAACGGGCUUGUGCCGCGUUUAGCUGGUUGAGCUGAGCCCCGCCUGUGCGCCGGCGCUUCUCCCCCCUCUCGGCCAGUCUAAAACCCGGGGUUCGGGGAGUGGCGCUCCUCGCUAGCUGAGAGAGACGAGCCAUCGCUGUUUCCUGUCAAUGUGAUAGAAACGACGGAUACCCUCGACUGAAAGCGGAUUGGCAAGCAUCUAGGCAGCGGAGCAAAGCACACCAUUAGAAGAAAAUGAGUGAACUGGAUCAGCUACGCCAGGAGGCUGAGCAGCUCAAGAACCAGAUCAGAGAUGCCAGGAAGGCGUGUGCAGAUGCUACCCUGUCUCAGAUUACAGCUAACAUCGACCCUGUUGGCCGAAUUCAGAUGCGCACUAGACGGACACUGAGGGGGCAUCUGGCUAAAAUCUAUGCCAUGCACUGGGGCACUGACUCGAGGCUUUUGGUCAGUGCAUCCCAGGACGGCAAACUCAUUAUUUGGGACAGCUAUACCACAAACAAGGUCCAUGCUAUCCCGUUGCGUUCCUCCUGGGUGAUGACAUGUGCCUAUGCACCUUCUGGUAACUAUGUUGCCUGUGGAGGCCUCGACAACAUCUGCUCUAUCUACAAUCUGAAGACACGUGAGGGGAAUGUGCGUGUAAGCCGUGAGCUGGCUGGACACACAGGUUACCUGUCUUGCUGUCGCUUCCUGGAUGACAACCAGAUUGUCACUAGUUCUGGAGACACCACCUGUGCUCUCUGGGACAUUGAGACUGGUCAGCAAACGACUACAUUUGCUGGUCAUACUGGGGAUGUUAUGAGCCUCUCUCUGGCACCUGACACCAGGCUGUUUGUCUCUGGAGCCUGCGAUGCCUCAGCCAAACUGUGGGACAUUAGAGAAGGAAUGUGUCGACAGACCUUCACUGGCCAUGAAUCAGACAUCAACGCCAUUUGCUUCUUCCCCAAUGGCAAUGCUUUUGCUACGGGGUCAGACGAUGCUACCUGCCGGCUGUUUGACCUCCGUGCUGACCAGGAGCUGAUGGUUUAUUCACAUGACAACAUCAUCUGUGGAAUCACCUCAGUGGCGUUCUCAAAGAGUGGUCGCUUACUAUUGGCUGGCUAUGAUGACUUCAACUGCAAUGUCUGGGACACCCUGAAAGCUGACCGAGCAGGUGUCCUGGCUGGUCAUGAUAACCGGGUGAGCUGCUUGGGUGUCACAGAUGAUGGCAUGGCAGUGGCAACAGGGUCCUGGGACAGCUUCCUCAAGAUCUGGAACUAGAAUCUGAAGCUGGCAUCCGGACUCCAAAGUUGAGUGGAAGACCAUUCCAACAUCACAAUUUUGAAUUUUUUGCAUAUCCAACCUUUUAAAACAGCAUAAUACUGACUCCAAACACCCCAAGAAAACUAAGGGCAAGAAUUCUCUCCUUUUCAUUUUAAAGAGCACAAUUAUUUGUCACUCAUCCAGCUACAAGACACAAAGGAAUGAAGGGUUUGAAAUGGAACGGAGGGAAAAACGUCAUUCCUCAUGCCCGUGAUCUGUAUUGUAGGAAGGGGGGGAAAAAAAAGCUAAGCCACCACCUCAGACACACAAACAUGUCUGCGUCUCCAGUGUACACAGGUUUGAGUGAAGGUUUUUACACAAACUCUCAAAGGCUUUUUGGCCAUUUUUGUUUUAUUGUUAAAGUAGAUCAGUGAUCUGUCAGCUAAUGUUUUAAAAUGGGGAUUAAAGCUUUGUUUUAUUUUCUUACUUCUACAUCUUUUACAAGAUUGUUUUUAGGUUGGGAAAAAUAAAGCUCCUUCAGAUUGUUUUUUUUUUUUUGUUUGGUUUUUUUUUUUAAAUCCACCUUUUGUCCCACAGCAGAAUAAAAUGAGAGAAUUCAACAGGGAGUCCUUAAGCCACUUCUGACCCUUCUGUACAUUUAGUCCCUCAUGCUUUCUUGUUUGUUUGUUUUUUUUUUUCCAGUGUAGUUCACAAAUCUUUGUUUGCACAAAAAUUAAACUUUGCAUAUAGAGAAUAACAUCUAAAGAAAAAGUUAACUAACCAAGCACAUGCUAUUUAUGAGGAUGAAUGCUCGUUUUUAAAACGGAACAAACCAAACACCAUUUUCACGGUUCUUCUGCUUUCUGUCUGGUCACCAUGCAAUUAAAUGAAGAUGAUGAUGAUGAUCCACCCCAGCCCCAUGUUUUUCAGAUUGUUCCUCCCCUGUGGCUUAGUUUUUGUUAGCCGUGGUCGGGACUGGUGCUGUGAUUUAUAGUCGGGUCAGAGAUCCACUUCAGUCUGGUUACAAUCUAGACUUUAUCUUUUAACAGAGGUGCCCAUUCCGUGCUUGGAAAUGCAGUUACUACUCUGUGAAUGAUAUGUUGUAUAAAUCAAUGUUUGAAAAUAAUGAUAAUGAAACUUUUUAAGUUAAAAACAAAAGAAAAAAAAAUAAUUGGUUGUCUGCUCUGGGUUGGUUAUCUCUUAGACUCGCAUGCUGUAGAAUUGCUUAAAAGGUGCAUAUGGAUUUUAGUCCUUCGAUGUUUUUCUUUAAGAAAAUAACCUGUUGAAUAUAUCAUCAAUACAAUGGUAUUUAUAUUUUGUUUUCCUGUCCCCUUCCCUGGUUUUGUUCUUGGCUACUCUGUGCACAUAUGAUUGAACUGAAAUGUCAAAUCUAUGCACUCGAGAAGCAGAUUUCAACAUUAACGGUCACUUGGUCCACACUUGGGAAGGAUUCCGCGAAGCAAACCUUUUUAAUUGUACACACAUGCAUGUGUUCUUUCACAUAAACGGACACAGUCUUUUAUGGAACAAAUUUUCAUUACUUAUGUAGCAAAAUGUUUUUCCUGUCCUUCAAUGAAACUUAAAAAAAAAAAAAUACUUUCAACAUCCGAAUGGCAAAAUUUCUCUUUUUUUGUAAACAAUUUCCUUAGCAGUAGUGACAUUUUUUUCCCCAUUCUUUUUCUCUGCAAUAUUCUGUACAAAAAGUGCUGUAAUUGUGCGUUAGGCCUGGAGUUGGCAAAAGUAAAAUAAAAUAUUAAAAAUUAAUUAAAUUCCCUUUUCUCUUUUCUCCAUCAAAUAACUAGAGCUCUGCACCCCCACUGUUUCCUUUUCACCUUUUGUAUUUAAUUUUAAAGUCAGUGUACAACAGAAAGCUGGAUGCAAGAUAGAAACUAUAUAAAAAUGUACUGUUAUUUAAGAUGUAAUAAAAGCAGUUUGAGAUGA